AUUGUGCAAAUAAAUUUGCAUAUCCUUGAUUGAUGGGAUUGAGCAUCUUUUCUCAUGUUUGUGGGUCAGUCCUCAUUUUCUAUUGGCUUGUUUGCCUUUUUGAAAAUUGCUUCACUGGAUUUCUGUAAUCUGCAAACAAAACUUGUUGGUUAAGUGUAUUUAAGUAUAUUCUCACAAUUUGCAGCUUGUUCCAUUAGUGGGCUUUUUUGGGUGUUGCCUAGGCUACCUGUAUAUGAGCUCACCCUGAUUAGUUUUUCCUACUUCUGUGUUUGUUUAUACUGGUAGUUGACCCUGAGCACAGAUUUGUCAUUUUCAAAGCUUGUGAUGGUUUUCAUUUUAGCAAAGAAUGGCCGCGUGGAUUCCGAGGACCGGAGGAGCCGCCACUGCCCGUACCUGGAUACCAUUAACAGGAGUGUGCUGGACUUUGACUUUGAGAAACUGUGUUCCAUCUCCCUCUCCCAUAUAAAUGCAUAUGCCUGUUUGGUGUGUGGCAAGUACUUUCAGGGCCGGGGUUUGAAGUCUCAUGCCUACAUUCACAGCGUCCAGUUCAGCCACCAUGUCUUCCUCAACCUCCACACCCUCAAGUUUUACUGCCUUCCUGACAACUAUGAGAUCAUUGAUUCCUCGCUGGAGGAUAUCACGUAUGUGUUGAAGCCCACUUUCACAAAGCAGCAGAUUGCAAACUUGGACAAGCAAGCCAAAUUGUCCAGGGCAUAUGAUGGCACCACUUACCUGCCUGGUAUUGUGGGCCUGAAUAACAUAAAGGCCAAUGACUACGCCAAUGCUGUCCUUCAGGCUCUGUCUAAUGUUCCUCCUCUCCGGAACUACUUCCUGGAAGAGGACAAUUACAAGAACAUCAAGCGUCCACCAGGGGAUAUCAUGUUCUUGCUGGUACAGCGUUUUGGAGAACUUAUGAGAAAGCUCUGGAACCCUCGGAAUUUCAAGGCACAUGUUUCUCCCCAUGAGAUGCUUCAGGCUGUUGUUCUUUGCAGCAAGAAGACUUUCCAGAUUACCAAGCAAGGGGAUGGAGUCGACUUUCUGUCUUGGUUUCUGAAUGCUCUGCACUCAGCUCUGGGAGGCACAAAGAAGAAGAAGAAAACUAUUGUGACUGAUGUUUUCCAAGGAUCCAUGAGAAUCUUCACUAAAAAGCUUCCCCAUCCUGAUCUGCCAGCAGAAGAAAAAGAGCAGCUGCUUCAUAAUGAUGAGUAUCAGGAGACAAUGGUGGAGUCCACCUUUAUGUACCUAACGUUGGACCUUCCUACUGCCCCUCUCUACAAGGAUGAGAAGGAACAGCUCAUUAUCCCCCAGGUGCCGCUCUUCAACAUUCUGGCCAAGUUCAAUGGCAUUACUGAAAAGGAAUAUAAGACUUACAAGGAGAACUUUCUGAAGCGCUUUCAACUGACCAAGCUGCCACCUUAUCUAAUCUUUUGCAUUAAAAGAUUCACUAAGAAUAAUUUCUUUGUGGAGAAGAAUCCAACUAUUGUCAACUUCCCUAUUACAAAUGUGGAUCUGAGAGAAUACUUGUCUGAAGAAGUACAGGCAGUACACAAGAAUACCACUUAUGACCUCAUUGCCAACAUUGUUCACGAUGGCAAGCCCUCGGAGGGCUCCUACCGGAUCCAUGUACUUCAUCAUGGGACAGGCAAAUGGUAUGAAUUACAGGACCUCCAGGUGACUGACAUCCUUCCCCAGAUGAUCACGCUAUCAGAGGCUUACAUUCAGAUUUGGAAGAGGCGAGAUAAUGAUGAAACUAACCAGCAAGGAGCUUGAGGAGUGUCUAGGACUUUGCUCUAGGGCUUUUGACCAUAGAUGAUAAAUAAUAACUGAAGCUGUAACUGAACAUUCAUUGGGCAACCCACUUUUUAUGAAUCCUGGUUCACACCAGAGCAGCAGAGGGGCCACCCCCCUGGAGGGUUCUGCACUGUCACCCAGCCAUUCUCUUACCAGUUUACUGUAGACUGACCCUCCUUUCCCAUCCUGUCUAGCGCCCUGCUAGCUCCCUUCCAGCUUUAGCAGACCAGAACUCUUUUACAGAGGUAUGUAAUUUAUUUCUGAGUAGCUGGGCGUACCUAAAAGACAAGAUAAUUUCUUUUAAGCAUCAAAGUCUCAGGAUUCUAGGAAUAAGAGCAUGAAGCCAGUAAUGUCCUCCUUCCAUCACAGAUAAUUCCUGCAGUCUCCUCAUUUCCCUGUGUGUUUUUUGGAAUGGAUUAAAUUUUUUCCUGUUUUUAAACCAGCCUCUUGUUUUAUAUCUUUCCAUGAGACAGGGAAGAUUUUUUAUAAAUCUGACAAACUGUCAACUUACAGACUGUCAUACAAUCUUGUUGCUAACUGUCAGCUUGUGAGUGGUGUGUCAGUUAGGAUGCAUAUGUCUCUUCAGUAACAAAAUAAUCUGAUUAAAAGUGAUAAAUUAUUUUGUGCUUAACUAGAAGUCUGGAGGUGGGCGAUUUCAGUCUGCAGGGCAGGGCUGUGUGAGGGAAGAAGGAAGAUAGGAGUAUCUGCCUGUGCCAGGCCAGCAUGGGCCCCCGAGCAAAGAUCGCUUGUGAAAAGAAUCAAGUAGAAAUGGCUUUCCCCAGGACCAGUCAUGGGUUAGAAACAACCCAGAGGAAGGGAGCCUGGGCCUGAACACAGUGGCAGAUCUGAAGCCUCAGCUGCCGGCAGCAGCCCGUCAGCCAUAGCAGGCUCUCCUACGGUGCAGGAGCCGUGCAGCUCUGCACGCUGUACUUCUGAGAGUCAGAAGGCUGUCCUUAUUCUCCUCUGCCUCUCUGGCAACUUCACCCUUUCCUUGAGUAAAGCAUGUCAGAAUGAUAAAAACAAAUACUGGACAUUUCCACUCCUGAAAUUUCUAUAAUGUAAAGCACUUUAAAAAACCAGUGGAUAUCAUGUAAACAUCCUCAGGAUUCUGAGCCUA
Molecule: messenger RNA, 2908 nt
Organism: Talpa occidentalis (Iberian mole)
Lineage: Eukaryota; Metazoa; Chordata; Mammalia; Eulipotyphla; Talpidae
Product: U4/U6.U5 tri-snRNP-associated protein 2
Exons: 12
Coding region: 325-1770 (481 amino acids)
Biological process (GO): spliceosomal complex assembly; mRNA processing; protein deubiquitination
Molecular function (GO): cysteine-type deubiquitinase activity; zinc ion binding
Source: RefSeq, a predicted model, not a curated record